This is a messenger RNA of Eleginops maclovinus (Patagonian blennie), 18258 nucleotides long. RefSeq names its product lysine (K)-specific methyltransferase 2D (gene kmt2d). Gene Ontology annotation, cellular component: MLL3/4 complex; nucleus. The transcript has 53 exons. Bases 462 to 15413 code for a protein of 4983 amino acids. The record is from RefSeq and is a predicted model, not a curated record. Gene Ontology annotation, molecular function: histone H3K4 methyltransferase activity; histone binding; transcription coactivator activity. NCBI's taxonomy places the organism in Eukaryota, Metazoa, Chordata, Actinopteri, Perciformes, Eleginopidae. Gene Ontology annotation, biological process: positive regulation of transcription by RNA polymerase II.
AGCUUUAACGAGAUUCCACAACAGAACAGAAGCUAGCUCCCGUUAGCAUUCAAGCUAAAUCCACCAGCAGGAGCGAGAUAGCUGCCUGGUUAGUUUCUGGAUUCGCAGUUUGUUGCUGUGGAGCCUUUGGAUGGACUGGUUGAAGAUUUGUCGCGUUGUUUUAUAGUUCCCCGGCAGUAUACGACAACUUUACACAAAGCUCAAGUUGCUUGAUAGCAAGCUAACCAUAGCACUAUCCAUCUAGUUAAGGAGCUAGCUAGUUGCACUGCCUGCCUUCCGCCGAGGUGCACUUCCCCCACUCUCCCUCCAGCCGGCUAGCCGCAGCGUUAGUCCGGUACAUAAAAUGAAGCGACCAUCAGCGUUUUGGGAAGCUGUGUGGCUCUUUGGAUUUUGCUGAUGUAUGAGGAGACGAUAUUGUUUUUGUGAGAUCUCUGUCAAGGAGGUCAAUAUCAAUACGGGGGAUGGACGAGCAGAAAUCAAACUGCGAAGAAAAUGAAUCUGAACCAACAGCUGAUGAUAAUGCCCCUACGAAGAAGCUUGUCUCCUCUGAGGAGGAGUCCAAAGCCCUUCCUGCUGCUGAAGACCUCUCUGGUGCUGCUUCAGCCCCGUCCAGCACACCUGAUGAGAGCGUUCGAGCCUGUGCGCUUUGUAACUGUGUGGAGCGGAGCCUGCACGGUCAGCGGGAGCUGAGACACUUUGGGCCAUCUUCUGAACGGCCGACCCUCAAGCCAUCAGCUUCCCUACUGCCACAGCCCGGAAAUGAUGACCUGUCUUCCAUUGGAUUUUCCGACUCCCCCUGUCUGGCAUCGUUCUUUGACGACUCAGGGGGUUGUUUGGUUCAUCACUGGUGUGCUGCGUGGUCGGAGGGGGUAAAACAGAUGGAGGAUGAGGAGCUGGAGAACGUGGAUAAGGCCGUUAUCUCAGGGACACAGCGGCUUUGCGAAUACUGCAAAAGGCUGGGUGCAACCAUUCGAUGCCAUGCUGAGGGCUGCUCGCGGUUCUACCACUUCCCCUGCUCGGCAGCCAGUGGAUCCUUCCAGUCCAUGAAGCAGUUGGUCCUCCUCUGUCCAGAGCACAUAGACAAGGCAGAGGAGUUGGCAGGUGAGGAGUCUUGGUGUGCAGUGUGUGACUCGGCGGGGGAGCUCACAGACUUGCUGUUCUGUACGGGUUGUGGCCUACAUUAUCAUGCGGCCUGUCUAGAGAUUGGUGCCACGCCUAUCCAGCGGGCAGGGUGGCAGUGCCCAGAGUGUAAAGUUUGCCAGACAUGCAGACAACCAGGGGAAGACUCCAAAAUGUUGGUAUGUGAUGCCUGUGAUAAGGGCUACCACACCUUCUGCCUCCAGCCAGCCAUGGAUUCUCUUCCUUCGGACCCAUGGAAAUGCAGAAGGUGUCGUGUGUGUACGGAGUGUGGUGUCCAUGGACAGGGGUUGCCAGGUUCGGCCCAGUGGUUUGACAACUACGCUGUGUGUGAGGGCUGCCAGCGGCAACGCAGCUCUGUGUGUGGCGUGUGCAGCAAAGCUGCCAACACAUCUGUCACUCUGCAGAGCUGCAGCAUGUGCCACAGAUGGGUGCACAGUGAAUGUUCUUCACCGGGGGAGCUUCCGGAAGCAAAGUGCAUUUGCCGGCUUUGCAAGGAGGGUCAGUUGCAGCCUGUCACUAAAUCACACACAGCAGAGAUACAAACCAGAGAGGCGUCUGAGGAGGCUGAAGGACACAUGGAUUCGUUGGAGGUGACAAUCCAAACAGAUGCAGACACGGUGACAGAAGAGAACACAGACUUAUCAGAGCUGGCGUCAGGGCAGAAAGGUUCAUCAGAGACGGAUCAGGACGAGGCCACGACUGAGGAAGAGACUCCCAUGAUCCUGGGGGUGGAGUCUGCAGUUGUUGAGACAACAGCCGAUGGGGAGAAGAUGAUGCAGGACAAGCCACAGGUAGCAACAGAAGAAUCGACUUCUGAGGCUCCCGCUGUUCAGACCGAGUCCACGGAUCGUGCAACAAAAGAACAGAGGGCUUCUUGUCUACCUGCUGAUGAAGAGAGAGUAAAAGAGGCAGUCAGCCAUGGGACUAAAGAGGCCCCCGCCCAGGCCCCUUCAGCAGAGACUCAGUAUGACAACCCUAAAGAAGAACCGUCACCGGUGUCAGAGCAGGGCGCUGAAAACAUGGAGGUGGAGAAGGAGGAGAAGCAAGAAACCACUCUAUCAGUGGAAACAGAAGUACCAUCAGAGUCAUUAGAAAAUGGCUCCAAUGGCACGCACGUCCCACAACCAUCCACUAAGGAUCCACCAAAGCUACCAUCUUCUCCUGCCUCUGUGGACAAAACGGAGCAUUCGCCUAUGGAUAAUCGACAAGAAAGGAGUCCAUGCCGGGACCCUCAGUCUCCUUCUCCUCUUUCUGUAUCAGGAGACACGCUAGAUGCCCUGUCGUCAAUGGAAAUGGAGGGGAGGUUACUACCUCACUCUGAGGAAGAGGACGAUGAUGACGAGUAUGAUGAGCAAAUGAAAGGAGAAGGUCUUAUUGACGACAUAAAGCAGGAACCUCGGGAGCAGGACGAUCUGUCCUACCUGAGCCAUGGAGACGAGAGCAGCAGUGGCUUUCUGGGCUCUCCGGGGGAACAAGACCCUCAGCUCUCCAUGGAGCUGGGCCGCUCGCACGGCGAUAACCUGCAGACUGAGACUGAUGACUCGCUUCCCUUCGAACCCCUCAGAAGCGACCGAGAGAAGGUGAAACGCCGAGGAUCCCCAGGCCGCUCACGGGUCAAACAGGGGCGAAGCAAUAGUUUUCCUGGGAAGCGCAGACCCCGAGGAGGCGGUGGAGGAAGAGGGCGGGGUGGCAGGUCUCGCCUCAAAGCCAUGGCUUCCUGCAUCGACGCUUUCUUGCUGAGCAUGACCACAGAAACUGGAGUGAGUAAAGAGGAAGACGAUGAGGAGGACGACACCAUGCAGAACACAGUGGUUCUUUUCUCAAACACUGAUAAGUUUGUCCUGCUCCAGGAUAUGUGUGUUGUGUGCGGCAGUUUUGGAAAGGGUUCAGAGGGGCAGUUGCUGGCCUGUGCUCAGUGUGCCCAGUGCUACCAUCCUUACUGUGUGAACAGCAAAAUCACCAAGACGAUGCUCCGUAAGGGCUGGCGCUGUUUGGAAUGUAUUGUGUGUGAGAUGUGUGGAAAGGCUUCGGAUCCCUCCCGCCUGCUGCUGUGUGACGACUGUGAUGUCAGCUAUCACACCUACUGCUUGGACCCGCCCCUGCACAAUGUUCCCAAGGGGGGUUGGAAGUGCAAAUGGUGUGUGUGCUGCGUCCAGUGUGGUUCGAACACCCCAGGUUUCCACUGUGAGUGGCAGAACAACUACACACACUGCGGCCCCUGUGCCAGCCUCGUCACUUGUCCAGUUUGCAGAGAGAACUUCAUGGAGGAGGAGCUGCUGCUGCAGUGUCAGUACUGCGAUCGAUGGGUCCAUGCUGUCUGUGAGAGUUUGUACACAGAGGAUGAGGUGGAACAAGCUUCUGAUGAAGGCUUUGCAUGCACAUCCUGCAGCGCAUAUGUUCCAAAACCCGUGGUAGUAGAGUCAGCAAUUAUGGCUUCAAUAAAGAUCAAAGAGCCAGAACCCCAGUUCUACCGGUUGGAGGGUGUGUGGCUGACAGAGUCAGGUAUGUCCCUGCUCCGCAGCAUCUCCAUGUCUCCUCUGCACAAGAGACGGCAGCGUCGCUCCCGUCUCGGCGCUCUGUGCUGUGAAGGAGGCUCUGACGGAAUGGAUCUGAGGGAGGGCGAAGAAGGAUGUGGGGAGCCCAUGGAAUGUGAAUCCAAAAUGGAGAACCCUGGGAGCCCUGACAGAGAAGGAGGUGCAGACGGAGGCCCUGAAGGCAUGGCCGACUGCGAUGGCGUCAAAGGAGGAGCCGAGGAGAACGAUGACAGCAAAAAAAGAAAGCGGAAACCUUACAGGCCUGGAAUUGGAGGCUUCAUGGUGCGACAAAGGAAGUGUCACACACGGAUGAAGAAAGAGUUUUUCGCACAGCUUGCUGGAGAGACGACAUUAGAUGGACAGCCAAUAGAGAGAACCAUUGACGAGGGACCUCACCCUGACACAGAUAACAUAAUGGAUCCUAAACCAGUGGAGGGCGAGGAACAGGCCAAGAAGCGACGGGGACGGAAGAAGAGCAAACUAGAGGACAUGUUUCCAUCUUAUCUCCAGGAGGCUUUCUUUGGGAAGACACUGAUAGACUUGAGUAAGAAAGCUGUGAUGAUACCUCCAGGGCAGCGGCCAGGCGCUUGCCUUGUCCGACCUUCAUUACCAGCACCGCCGGGGCUCAGAGCUACUGCACCAGAGGCUGAAGAUCGUGUGGUGAAAGAAUAUUUUCUUCUCAAGCAAGAGGGGGGUGAUGGCCCCCAGGCUCAGGGAGAAGGUGCAGGAGUUUCUGCACCGUCCUCAUCACUGAAAGACCAGGCGUCGACUGAUCUUCAUGACUCUGAUGCAGAAAAGAGUGAAGGUCUUCCGUUAGGGGUGGAGAGUCAGGACUCGGAGCAGUUCUUCAGGAAGGUUCUGGGAGUGUCAGACGGCUCCUCUUUGGGGGGCAUGAAACCCAUCUUGGAGGGCAGUAAGGGAGAACUCAAUCGUAGCGCUCUGCCGCAGAGAGCUCUCCUCUCAGGGUCCCUGCCCUCCGCUGGAAUGAUGGAUGCUUUUCCUGGCCUCUCACAGUCCCCAUUCUUUGAUAUGCGGGAGCGAGGAGGAUUGUUCAGUCCAGAUGGAAGUGAGGAAAGCGUCUGGGCCAAUUCCUCUACCCCAGCUACCCCUUCCUCCCCACCGACCCCCACUGAGGGAGAAGGUGAUGGGCUGUCCUACAACCAGCGCAGCCUCCAACGGUGGGAGAAGGACGAGGAGCUGGGAGAACUCUCAACCAUUUCCCCCGUGCUUUACGCCAAUACCAACUUUCCCACUCUCAAACAGGACUACCCAGACUGGGGUAAUCGCUGUAAACAAAUCAUGAAGGUCUGGAGGAAGGUUUCCGCUGCUGACAAGGUUCCAUAUCUGCAAAAGGCCAAAGAUAAUCGAGCAGCUCAGAGGAUCAACAAGGCGCAGAAGCAGGCAGAGAGUCAGGUGUGCAGGCCGGUGAAGACGGAGGGAGUGCGUGUGAAGACGGAACGGCCCAGUUUGCACCUCCAGAUCCCUCCACCUUCAGGCUCUACAUCCAUCUCUUCCCAGCCCAGCUCUGCAGAAAGUCCAUUUCCCUUCCCUCCAGAUUCAGGAUCCUCCUCUGUCUUUUUCUCAGACGGGCCGCUUAGGACUCCGGGUUCAGCUGAAAUCCGGACAGAUCCCUUGGCCAAGCUUCCUCCUCAGUCACCUCAUUCUCACUCUCACCCAACCACACCUUUUCCCCAUUCUGGGGCCAGCCCUUUACAGGCCUCUUCCUCAGGUUAUUCCGCUUCCGGCCCACAGGGUCCUCCUCAGGGACGGCCAGCCAGUCUUGGCCCCUUUGACAUGCAACCAGGAACUCCUGGAACCCCCAGACGGGCUCAGCUGGUUGACCCCUACUUCAGAUCCCAGCUGCAGCAGCAACAGGGUCAUCUGCCACCAUCACAGCAAGGCUCCCAGGAGUCCCUCGGACAUCCAGAGAGUCCACAUUCAAGAGGUUCAGGGCUUGGGGAGUCGCCAAUAUUCUCACCACCCCACAAUACCCAUUACGGAGACCCUUUCAGAAAUCAGCAAGGGAUGGGCCGGCCUGAAUAUGGUUCCUCCCCAUCACCCUCUGCAGUGGCUUCCUCCCCUGUAGGACAGUACAGGGCUGAUAUGAGUGUGCCCUCUCCCCGCUCCUCUGCAGCGGGACGGCCUGACCUAUCCACUGGCUCUCCUGCUGGGAUGCUGGACUCCGGGGAUGGUUUGUUCAAGGCACCUAUGACCCCACGAAUGCACCAAGGGGAGGCACAUCCUGGAGCAUCUCCAGGACACCCCUCUGAUGGCUACAGGCAGUCUCCUUCCCACUCUUUCUCUGACCCCCACGCCCAGUCACCACUGACUCCCAGGCCGCAGUCAGCCGACAAUUGUUCUCUCGGACCCCAGAGACAUCCUGUUGGUCCACAGGAACUGUGCUCUCGAGUUCCCUCCAGCCCAAAUUCCCAGGGCAGUUCUCAGUCUCCCCACACUCCCGGUGGCCUGUCCAAUGAUGCUUACUCUGUCCAUUCUCCUGCUACGCCUCGUUUCCAAUCCCCGGACCCUUGUUCCCAGCCACCUUCAAGGCCACAAUCUAGAGACCCUUUUGCUACUCUCCACAAACCCCCUCGCCCCCCUUCUGUUGCCCCGGAGGGAACAGCAAGUUACAAAGGCUCACCCAACCCUCACCAGCCACCUCCACCACAUCCCACCAACAGUUCCAUAGGGGACCCUCUCUCUGGUAAACCGUCAGCACCUCUUGCUUUCAGCCGCAGCCCCAGCACGGGGGGCUUCCAAAUGACCCAGCAGCAGAGUCAGAUGUUACAGGGCCAGCUUCAGCAACAACAGCCACAAACUCAACAGACAGACGGCUUUAGCUCCAGGGGGCCAAACCUCCCUCCAGAUGCACCUCAGCAGCCUGCUCUGCCGGGUACUCCCGAAAUGCCUGACAUUUCAGCAGUUCAGGACCCUGCCUUAGUAGGCCUCAGCCCCUCUGAGCUGGAGAAGCACCGACAGCGCCUCAGAUUACGGGAAUUCUUAAUCAGACAAAAGAUGCAGAGAAACACCAUCAGACAAGAGAAGGAGGCUGCUGCAGCGGCUGCUGCUGGCAGUGGAUCCCCUGGCUGGUCCGGAGGAGAGAUGGGAGCCUUUCAACAAGACCAGCCCCACAGAGCACCACCACCUUAUCCACAGGAUCGUGUCGCUGCUGCUACUGCUCAGGCUUCUAUGACAACAAAGAUGCCUAUGACUGGAGGCAUGGAGGUCAUUCGCCCUCCACCUACAGGAACCCCUGCCCUCAUGGAUUCUAAUGCACUAAGGCAACCAGGGCCCAACAGACCUCAGGGCAUGUUUGUUCGUCCACCAUUCCCUCCUCAGUGGCAAGGCCAGGCUCAAGGCCCUAGGAGGUUCCCCCCCAACAUGCAGGGUAUGGAAGGCAUGGGCAACCCUCACGCCAUGAUACCAGGACAUGCAGGAGAGACCAUGCAGUCAAUGGGUCAAGGACCCCCACCACAGUUCAUUGAAUUGAGACACAACUCACAAAGACUACCCCUACGACCUCAGUUUAUGCCCCGUGGACCCCAGCCCAGACAACGCCACUUUGUCCCUCAGCAAGAGAUGGCAGCAUCUUUUGUUCAGCAACAUCCCAUGGGACCAGCUGGUGGCAUUCAAACAGAGGGGGGCAACAACCCACAUCUUAGGUUGCAGCAGGGUGGGCUUCCAGCUUUAAUGCCUCAGUCAACAGGCCACAUGACACAACAGCCCCACCUGCAGCACCAGGCAGCUACUUCCAAUACAAGCAUUCCGAGCACGGAGCAGCAUCAUCUCCAGCAGCCCAGCAUGGGCACACAGUCCCAGCCUGCCACAGCAGUCAGUAGUGAGGAACUGCCAGAGCCUGACCUUGAGGGCCUCGGGGAUGCUCCAGGGGAUGGAGGUGUGGAAGAUGAGGAUGAUUUGGCUCUGGACUUGGACCCUGACAAGGGAGACGAUGACCUGGGCAACCUGGACAACCUGGAGACAAAUGAUCCACAUUUAGACGACCUGCUGAACAGUGACGAGUUUGACCUGCUGGCUUACACUGACCCUGAACUGGACCAAGGAGACCCGAAAGAUGUUUUUUCAGACCAGCUGCGGUUAGUGGAAGCAGAGAGUGAAGCACCUGCGUCUUCCUCUGGAUCUGCACUUGUUAAAGGGGAAGGAAAAGCCAAGUUCGAGCCAGGGCAGAAGUGUCUCACAACAACUAGUGUUACUGCAAGAGGGCCUGCUGCCCAACUGCCACCCUCUGCAGACACAUGUGAUCUCUCCAAAGUCAAAGUAGAGGACAGAGGCCAGACUCAGACUCAUCCAGGACAGACUGUGGUAAAGGAUGAAUUUGGAGAGGCUGUGUCCAUGCUUCUUGGUGGGACCACACAAUCUUCCAGGCCUGCACAACCAGAAAACCAGUCAGCCUCGCUCAGUUCUGUUCGGUUAGGGGGACUUCAGUACCCGCUCCAAGGACAAGCUGGUGGAUUGCCUUUUCCUUCAUCUGCUUCACAUGCAGGUAUGAAUGAUGAUCCACUGGGGCUGCCAGAUGUAGGUGGACAGCACUCCACUGCUGUAGAUUUGGCAAAGGUAGAGAGCUCUUUAGAUGGCGAGCUGCCCCUUCUAAUACAGGAUCUGCUGGAGCAUGAGAAGAAAGAGCUACAGAAGCAGCAGCAGCAGCAGCAGCAGCUCAGCUCCCUCCACCAGGGAGGCAUGGCGCCGCAUUUUCCUGGCAUCUCAAGUCAACAACAGCAGCACCCUCAGGCCCCGGGGCAGAUAAUGCUGCCCCACCACCAUCGUCCACCACCACAAGGAAUGAUGGCUCAGCCAGGGAUGAUACCCCGUGCUCGCCACAUGAUGCAGCAGCAGCAGCAGCAGCAGCAGCAGCAGCAGCAGCAAAGACUUAUGGGAGCUGGAAUGGCACCUCACAUGAACAUGGCCCAGCAGCAAGCUAUGGUGAGGAUGGGGCAGCCAGGGAUCCACACAGGUGUCAGUCAUCAACCGCAGCCGCAGCCUGGGGUUAAACCGCCUCUGGCCAACAACUUCUUCCCAGACAAAGAUUUGGACAAAUUUGCUACUGAUGACAUCAUGGAUCCAAUUGCCAAGGCAAAGAUGGUGGCACUGAAGGGUAUCAAGAGAGUGUUGGCACAGGAUCCAAUGGGUGUUCCCCCUGGCAUUAACAGCAGUGCAGCCCUGGUCCCCCUGGUCCUCACAGGAUUCUUCCCACAGCCUUGGAUGCAAGUGCAGACCCCAGGCUUCUCAGAGAAGCUCGCUGUGCAUGGCAAGCUCAGCGCACAGCACAGGUCAUGCAGCAGAGCAUAUGAGCAUGGGAAACCAACAGCCUCAGGUUCUUACCCAGGUCAUUCUGCCCAGGCGACCCCUCCUCACAUGUUUCCCAAGAUGCCUGGCCAGAUGAUGAUGGGCCAAUCGGGAGCACCAGUAAUGGGCCAGCAUCCUGGUGUGAUGCCCCAAGGUGGAAUGCCUGUCAGGAUGCCUCAAGGGCAACCUUUUGUUGGUGGAACCCAACCCCAGAUUCCUGCAACCAUGGGAGCCAGCAGUGCCAGGGCCCCUGGUCCCCCUGGUCCUCCACCAGGAUUCUUCCCACAGGGGCCUGGAAUGCAAGGUGCAGACCCCAGGCUUCUCCAAGAAAGACAGCUUCAGCAUAGGAUGCAAAUGGCAAAGCUCCAGCAGCAACAGCAGCAACAGGUGAUGAUGGGGCAGCAACCGAUGCCACACCCAAAUCAACAGCCUGGCUUAGUUGCUCAGCCACCGCCCGGCAUGAUGGGGAACCCUCUUAUGGCCCAACAGCAAGCUAACCCUCAGCAGGGAAUGCUAGUCAACCAGGUCAACCAGCAGAGUAUGGUGCAUGUUCCACAAGGAAUGGUUGGAGGCCAGUCUGCGGCUCAACUGCCUCAGAACCUCGCAGGAGGCCAGCCCAUGAACCAUGCCCAAGCUAUGAUGGCAGUUCAGCCAGGGAUUAUGGGAAACCCGUCUGUUGCGCCAUCCCAGCAACAGAGGCCUCAGCUCAUGGUGGGUCAGCAGGGAAUGGUUGGUUCUCCAGGUCAUCCUGGCCUUAGGGGUCCCCACACCCAAUUGACUCCACAACAACAGAGCAUACUGGCCCAACGCAUGGUGGCCUCUCAGCAACAACAACAGCAGCAGCAGCAACAUGUUGCAAAGAAUAUGGCCCAUCUUCAGCAGCAACAGAUGGCACAGCAACGACAAGCACAGAUGAUCAGUCAGUCCAGCCAAGAGCAGGGAGUUCUCUCCCAACCCCCCACCCCACAGAUGGGCUCCUCGCCUUCAGCAGGGAGCAUCACGCCCCAGCCACAGGCGGUUACAGACAACCAAAACUCAGGACCCAAAGAGGCUGGGAUCCUCAGCCCUGAUUCAAGAACGCCACCACAGCAUAGUGGACCCUCAACACCCAAUCAGAUGUCCCAGCUGGGCUCUGAUCAUCAGAAUGACUUGGGGCGACAGCAGCUACAGCAGCAUCAGAACCAGAUGUAUCUGACCCAGCAGCAACAGUUAAAUCCCCAGGCUGCACCUGAGCAACAAACGGGUUUAGUUGAAAACCAACAAACUGCUGUGCUUCAGCAACAUCAGCAACAACACGCGCUCACUGUCCAAAGGGAAGGGUCCCUCGGUGUUGACAAGCCCAUGAUGAUGACCAUAAAGGAGGAAGUGAAGCCAAUUGAAUUCUUGGCUCAGCAACAGCAAGCAGGUCAGAAUGCCAUGCAGCAUUCACAAGACCCCAACCUCCAGCAGCAGAUCAUAGGCCAGAACCAUCCUGGCCAGCCACAGCCUGUUGUGAUGGGUCAUAAUCCGCAACAACAACAACAACAACAACAACAAGCCCUCAUGGCCCAGCAGCAAAAGCAACAGGCCAUGAUGGGCAUGAUGAGAGCCCAGCAGCAAGGGAUGAUAGCGCAGAGGCCUGUGGGUCCACCUGGACAGAUCCGCACCCCCAUCAACAUCCAGGCCAUAAUUGCUCAGAACCCCCAGCUUCGGAAUCUUCCUCCAAACCAGCAGAUUCAGCACAUCCAGGCCAUGAUCGCCCAGAGGCAGCUCCAACAGGGACAGGUGUUGCGGAUGUCAAUGGGACAAGGUCAGGUGAGGCCUAACAUGCCACAGGGACAGAUGCCACAGGUCAUGCAGCAGAUGCCAUAUGGAGCCAUGGGGAAACCAGGAGCAGUGGGCCCUCAGCAACAACCAGGCAUGUUGGGCCCUCAGCAACAACCGGGGAUGUUGGGCCCUCAGCAACAACCGGGCAUGUUGGGCCCUCAGCAACAACCGGGCAUGUUGGGCCAACAACCUGGUGUGGCUCCUCAAAUGCAGCAAGGGAUGAUGGCCCCUGGGCAACAACAGCCACAGGUGGGGGAGAUGAUCCAGCAACAUAUUAUGAGAGGCCAGGGGCCAGUGCCGCCUUCCCCCAUGGAUCAGGGCCGUAUGGUAAGACCAACAUCUCCUUGUCAGCCAAUAGCCAACUCUCCUGGGCACCCAUUUAAUCCAGCUAUGGGGAUGCGCCUACCCACUCCCAACCAGAACCAACAAGCACUGAUGGCAGCAGGCCGCAUGCAGGGUUCUCCAUCCCAUGCAUAUUCACCAAGAGGGCCCUUCGGCAUGAGCCCAGCCCACCCGGCCUCACCUCAUUCAUCGCACGUCUCUUCACCUUCUAUAGCGGACAGUAGGGCUGGAAGGGGGAGUCCGUAUAGCCAUGUCAAGGCAUCUCCACUCAGGUCACCUGGAGCCAAGAGUCCUCUCGAUUGUCCAGGAAUGAAAAUGGAAGCUCAGACAUCAGGACAUGAAACGUCUCACCCGGCCUCAGUUAUUCCCAACGGUCCACAGAAAGUCAUGAAUGUUCAGCAACAUAUGCAGCAGGUCCCGGAGAGCCAUGGCCCUCACACACAACAUGGCUCUAGAGCAGGGGAGAUAUGCAAGAUGACCCUACAGAACAUUAAACAGGAACCAAGGGAGUUUCAGUGUGACGGUGCACCAGAGGCUCAUUCUGGGGCUAUAAAGAGAGAGGCAACGGGGGAGGCAGUUACUUCUGGCUUUAUCAAUGCUGGAGAUCCUGGGAGUCAAGGCCCUCGUGCUGAAACUGGACAGCAACUACUACAGAAACUCCUGAGAACCAAGAACCUUCAGCUUGGUGCCCAGAGGCCCUCUGAAGGAAUCCACAAUGAAAUAAAUGGCCACAUUAACAGUAAACUAGCAAUGUUGGAGCAAAAACUUCAAGGAACUCCACGAAAUAUGGAGGAUUUACAGUCUAUAACCAAAAGGUCUCCUGUACAAAAGCCAAAGCGCACUAACAAGGCAGCUGGAGACCGGGGGCCUAAUGCACGGAAGAAGAAUAAGAAGGAAGAUGUUGGAAAAAGUGCUGAAGCCCUGUUAAAGCAACUCAAACAGGGUCUCUCGCUACUGCCCCUGAUGGAGCCUUCAAUCACUGCCAGCCUGGAUCUGUUUGCCCCUUUUGGAAGCAGCCCAGCCAAUGGCAAAGCCCAGCUCAAAGGAUCCUUUGGAAAUGCAAUGCUGGACAAUAUCCCCGACUAUUAUUCUCAGUUACUCACAAAGAGUAACCUUAGCAACCCACCAACACCUCCAUCCUCUUUGCCACCUACUCCUCCGCCUUCAGUACAGCACAAGCUGCUGAAUGGAGUGACUCCUGGGGAGGAGCUGUCUGAGGGUCAGAAAGACACAGACACAGCAGAGGAGCCAAUGGAUGCUGUGAAAGAGGAGGUAAAGAGUGUAGACAUCCUAGCGGCUCUCCCCACCCCACCACACAACCAGAAUGAGGACAUCAGGAUGGAGAGUGAUGAUGAGGACGCUCCAGAAAGCAUCAUCCCGGCAUCUUCCCCUGAGAGUAACGUAGGAGAUGAAACGCCACGGUUCCCUCACCUACGGGAGCCCAAAGAGGAGGAGACGGAGAGAGCAAUAUCCCCAAUCAUCCCCCUCAUACCUCGCACUGCCAUCCCAGCAUUCCCUGAAAACAAACCAUUUGAAGCAUCUGAUAGCAAAGUAGUCUCCACCACCAACAACUGGGACAAGGCAAAAAACAACGAGGUGGCAGUGACCUUCACACUGUCCUCUGGUGCAGCCAAGAAACUGAACCACGUCAUGCUGGCCAUGGCCCAGCUGCUUAAUAUACGGAUGCCAGGUUCUUAUGAGGUGACUUUCCCGACCCAAAACCCUGACCUGUCUGGAGUGGAUGGGCCUGGAAAAGGACCCGAGCAGUCAGGGGCUUUGUGUCCAAAGGACGGUGCUUCACUCAGUCAGGAUGAGUGGCUCAGGCAAUUUGACGUUUCUCUACCAGGCUGUACGUUGAAGAAACAAGUGGACAUACUGGCUCUUAUAAAACAGGAAUUCCAAGACGGAGAAGACAAACCGGCUCUGCACUGUUACACAACCAAGGUCUCUGACCUAGAUGUUCGCCACCUUCCUGCUAUUCCAGUGGAAGAAUCUCCUCCUCCAUCGCCUUCCCCUCCACAUCCUCCUCCAUCGGUCUCAGCUCCACCUUGUGAAGCCUUCAACAAAUCAGCUUCUCCAUCGCCUCCUUCCUCCAGUCCCACUCUUGUCCAGAUCAAGAUCAAGACUGAACCUGAACUGGCUGAUGCUCCUCCUAUUGAUGCUGCUCAACCAACUGAUGUCACAGAGGCUGGUGUUGCUGCUCCGGAGUCUAAAGAGGUUUCUCUAGAGUCUCAGAAGGCUGCACCACAGUCUGAAGAUUCUGCUCCAGGAUCUGAGGUUGUUGCCUCAGGAUCUGAAGUUGCUGCCUCAGGAUCUGAAGUUGCUGCCCCAGGAUCUGAAGUUGCUGCCUCAGGAUCUGAGGUUGCCGCUCUAGGAUCUGAGGUUGCCGCUCCAGAGUCAUUCUCUGAUCCAGCAAUGGCCUCUGAAGGUCCAGUUCUUACUGAUCCUACUGCUCCUUCUGAAGAUCAUCUGAGCCGUGCUAUCAAGGAGGAGAACUUGGCCACUGAACUUGAUCAACCAACUAAAGAUUCUACAAACAUCAUGGAGUCUUCCCCAAAGGCUAUCAAGCAGCGCAGGCCGCCCUCCCCUGAUGAGGUGAUACAUCCCAAACAGAAGAAAUGGAAGGGGAUUCGCUGGAAGCGCCUUCAGAUUGUCAUCACGAUACGUAAGGGUGGGUCUAAGAAAGAGAGCAGCCGCGAGGUGUCGGAGCUAAUGGAACGCCUUCGCAUUACUCUCCGACCAGACAGGCUUCCUCGAGAUAAACGUAAAUGCUGCUUCUGCCAUGAGGAGGGUGAUGGAGCCACAGACGGGCCCGGCCGGUUGCUUAACAUUGAUGUUGACUUGUGGGUGCACCUCAACUGUGCCCUGUGGUCCACAGAGGUGUAUGAGACGCAGGGCGGUGCCCUUAUCAAUGUGGAGGUAGCGCUGCGUCGCGGACUACGGACUCUUUGCGCAUGCUGCCAGAAAACAGGGGCCACGAACGGCUGCAACAGAAUGCGCUGCCCGAAUGUGUACCACUUCGCCUGCGCCAUUAGGGCCCGCUGCAUGUUUUUCAAGGACAAGACCAUGUUGUGCACCCAGCACAAACUGAAGUGCCCCAGUGAAGAUGAACUCGCCAAUUUUGCUGUUUUACGACGUGUCUACAUUGAGCGUGAUGAGGUGAAGCAGAUUGCCAGCAUCCUACAGCGAGGGGACCGUAUCCACCUGUUCCGUGUUGGUGGGCUCAUCUUUCAUGCUGUUGGCCAGUUGCUACCAUCCCAGAUGGCCAACUUCCACUCAUCCACGGCCAUCUUUCCUGUUGGCUAUGAGGCCACACGCAUCUACUGGAGCACACGUGUGCCCAACAAGCGCUGCCGCUACCGCUGCCGCAUCAACGAGGAUGAUGGCCGCCCUCUGUUCGAGGUGCGUGUUCUGGAGCAAGGCAUGGAGGAUCUGCAGUACCGUGACACUACUCCAGAAGGGAUCUGGGAGCGGGUGGUUCAGCAGGUGGCUCAACUCCGAGAUGACUCAUCCAUGUUGAAGCUGUUCACUGAACAUGUCAAGGGAGAGGAGAUGUAUGGCCUCACAAUUCAUGCUGUCAUGCGUAUCACUGAGUCGUUGCCUGGGGUGGAAAAUUGCCAGAACUACCAGUUUCGAUACGGCCGUCACCCUCUGAUGGAGCUCCCUCUCAUGAUCAAUCCCACUGGCUCUGCUCGCUCUGAGCCCAAAGUUCCCACACAGAUCAAGAGGCCUCACACUCUAAAUAGCACCAGUGUGUCGAAGGCCUACCAGAGCACCUUCACUGGAGAGCUCAACACGCCGUACAGCAAGCAGUUUGUCCACUCCAAGUCUUCCCAGUACCGACGCCUGAAGACUGAGUGGAAGAACAACGUGUAUCUGGCACGGUCGCGCAUUCAGGGCCUGGGGCUGUACGCUUCCAAAGAUCUGGAGAAGCACACGAUGGUCAUCGAGUACAUCGGAACAGUCAUACGCAACGAAGUGGCCAAUCGGCGUGAGAAGAUCUAUGAGGAGCAGAACCGUGGGAUCUACAUGUUCCGCAUCAACAAUGAGCAGGUGAUCGAUGCCACUCUGACAGGAGGUCCAGCUCGGUACGUUAACCAUUCCUGCGCCCCGAACUGUGUUGCAGAGGUGGUCACGUUUGACAGAGAAGACAAGAUCAUCAUCAUUUCCAGCCGCAGGAUCCCCAAGGGGGAAGAGCUGACCUAUGACUACCAGUUUGACUUCGAGGACGAUCAGCACAAGAUCCCUUGCCAUUGUGGAGCCUGGAAUUGCCGAAAGUGGAUGAACUAACCAGAAGAAAGAAAUGGCGAAUUCCCCUCUCACUGGUGCCAGAACACUCCUGCGCCAAAGCCUUUGAAUCCUACAUAGCCAGAGCAUAAGCUGUUUUGAAAGAUGUGGAGGAAGGCCGGCCUCCAUCACUGAAAGACUAAAGCGUUGACACCUGUAGCCAAAGGUUUGAAGAGCAUUAAUCAAUAAAAGCAACCGACCUCCUCCAUCAACAGCAGCGUGAUGGUGGGACUUACUCUCAUGUUUGGACUAGUGAAUCACCUUUUUCCUCAGCCAAAACCCUUUCCCCCCCUCGACUGUUCUUAAUACUCUUACAGUGGCUGGAAUACAAUCCUCAACAUCUACCAAAUGAUUCUGACCCUCUGGUAUCAAUACUCGUAGUGGAGAGCUCAGCUGGAGCUUCGACAAAAAGCCAUUUUAAAAUACUAAGAAUGAACUAAUGAUGCAUUUUUAUGUUUUAAGUCGGACCUAUUUCCUGUCCCACCUGACCACACCUCCCCCUCAUCUCCCAGAAAAGGCACUUUCCCAUCAAGUCAUCAAUGAAGACAACAAGGAUAUUGGCUAGCUAGACAAUCUUGAUGUGGCUCUGUGUAAGAACUACAUAUGAUCGAUGGAAAAAAAAGAGAUGAAAGUUAAUAUAAAAUUUGAGAUGCUAAUGAUCUGUGGCUCCCGUGGCACCAGAUGUUCUGACUGUGUGGAGUCCCAUGGUGGGUUAGUUGGACCCAGUCUACCUCAUUGAUUUAUCGGGAAGCGACUGCUUUGUAUAAAAACUGUUAACUGCUACUGUGGAACGGGGGGGAAAGGGGGAAUGUUUUUAUGGGCUAAGCCUUCUCGGACAAGCAGGGAAUCUUAAGCAGCAGGUUUGCUCUAUCUACUCUAUGCUGAUGAUGAUUUACAAUAAUGAGCCAACAUAAUUAUUAUUCAUGAAUUGUUUAUACAGAGGAAAUAUAUGACAGUUUUGAUAAGAUAUUGCAUUAAAAAUCACAAUCAGAAGCUUAGCGGGUGUCCUGUAUGCCACCAGAUCCUCCUGGAUGUAGCUUUUUCUUCUUUUUUUGUUCUUUCUAUUUAUGCGUCUCAAAAAACCACGUUAUGAGCUGUGUGAAAGCACAAUGAUAUCCACCUUUUUAAGUUGCUGAAAGACAGUAAUGGUGUGAGUGAAUGGCUCUAGGAUCACAGGAUUAGCAGUCUUUGAAGAAGACUACGAUGACCGAAUUUAAUACACAUUUGCUUGUUGCUUCAUACAUUUGAAUUUCCACUUGUUGAAAACCAGCUGGUGGAUGCAUGACUACUGUCCCAUUAAAUGCUUUUUAUUCUCCCCGAUCUUUUCACAACUCGACCUUGAACUUUGAAUCAUGCCUCUUCCUCUCUGUAUGAUUUAGUGGACUGUUGUUAAACUUUACUGUAGUAAGUCUUCCUCUGCCUGAGUACAGCCUGCAGUGUUUCUACUUCCCCUGUAGUGUGCUUUUCUAGUGCUGGUACUGUUCUCUCGAGGCUGAACUGACAGCAGGGAAAGACUUAUUGGAAAAAAGGGCAUUUGUUUUCAUUUCUAUGUAAGAUGAAUGAAAAAAGUCUUUAAAGGGAGCUUUACUAAAACUUCCCAAACCUUCCCAUACUACUUUGUUUCCUCCUCCCCCUAACCUAAGACCUCACAUGAUUUAAAAAUGCAAAGUUGUACAAACUGUAUAUAUAGUAUAUGCAUUAGGGGACAGCAACUCUUUAUCAAACCCCUUUGUAAUCAAUAAAGUCAAAAAGUGUAGAGAAAUAAAAUUGAAAAAAAAUCAACCACUGGAUAUCAUUUUAACAAAGAUAAAGCUGUAUAUAAAUAUAAAUAUAUGUAAAAUGGCAAACUAAUAUCUUUAUGUAUAUGAACCAGAGUGUUUUGCAUUUACCUGUUUUUCUAUUAGUGUUUUUUGCUAUAAGCUCUCAGAGACAAGUUUGUUAAAAUAGGUUUGAGAAUAAUGUCUUCUCCAAUCAAUUGUGACGAGAAGCUGGUGUGAUUACAAAACUGUUUGGAUUCAUGUGGAGGGUCGGUAAUUAGACAUGAAAAUCACUUCUUGCGUAAAGCAGUACAAUGGUGCAUAGCAUUUGUAUUUAUGUAAUAUUGUUUGUGUUUAUUUUCUUUUUAUUUAUGCUACUGCUUGUUGAUUACCAAAACUUGUCCCUUAAUCGGUCACAAUUGGAUUAAUAUACUCUUGAAUGGAAAAUCUUGAAUCCCUAGAAUAUUGUUAGUGUUUCGCUUUUUUAUAUCUUCCCUAUAGAAGUGAAUGUGUUGGUAAACCUUGUGAAAUGGUUACUUGGCCUCAUGUAUGUUAUGAUGUAAUACUCAAAGUUAAUCCCAUACUUAUCCUGGUAAUGAAUUGCACUCUCAUAGUAUAACAGAGAUUUUCUCUAAAGUGGUAGAUAUUGAUCAAGUAUCCGAAGCAGUGAUAUAUAUAUUUUUUGGUAUGUUUCUAUUUCAAGGGAAGACCAUGAGACAUUAUGCCGCUCACUGGAUUUUAGCCUGAAUAAUUUUUAACUUCUCUAAAUCUUAAUUUAAGUUCUCUGCAUAUCCUAUAAUUUAAUAAAGUUUGCUCAAAUUGAAGGUUUUUUUUAACCUCACCUACUUUUUAAAAAGACGUUGCAUCUGUACAGCAGAGAUACUUUUAGGGAAUAUGAAUAAAUCUAAUGAUCAUUUUUAUUGUAUGUGGCAUGUUUUGUAUGGAUAUUAUUUUGAAUUGUACAUAUUUUUUUCAGGACGCCAGAGGUUGCAUCUCUUUAUAUACAGCUUUCCCAUUCCCCUUACCCUUCAUCUUAUUUCUUUGUCCGCUUUUGUUUCUUGUAAAGGAAAAUAAAAUGCAUUUUAAAUAUG